Molecule: messenger RNA, 1613 nt
Organism: Myripristis murdjan (pinecone soldierfish)
Lineage: Eukaryota; Metazoa; Chordata; Actinopteri; Holocentriformes; Holocentridae
Product: probable assembly chaperone of rpl4
Exons: 11
Coding region: 164-1414 (416 amino acids)
Biological process (GO): determination of ventral identity
Cellular component (GO): membrane
Molecular function (GO): phosphatidylinositol binding; protein binding
Source: RefSeq, a predicted model, not a curated record
GCAGUCAUGUAGACGCUGCGGUGAGCAUGCGCGCUGUAUACCUAUAGUUGGGGUCUGAUGUGAUCUCUCCACGCGUGUCACAUAUCCACACAUACAGUGGGAACAUAGUCUGGCUUAAAGGCAGUGAUUUUAGCAACAUAACAGAAGUAUUUUUUUCAUCACCAUGGGAGGACAGGCUAAGAGCAAAAAGAAAAACAAAACGAAGAGGAAAGACAACUGCUCAAACGGGGGACUUGCUGGUUUGGCACCACAGGAGAGGAUGAAGCUAAGGAUGCAUGAAAAAGCCAAGAAGAAGACAGCUGACAAAUACUCUGUACCGCAGCUGCUAGAGAAGACAGAGGAGUGCAUGGACAGUUUUGACUUUGAGAUGGCCAGCCGUUUCUGUCAGCGAGCCCUGGACUUGGAGUCCACCAACCUACAGGCGCUGGACAUGCUGGGACACAUUUACUCCGAAUUAGGAGACACACCGAAAGCCAAAGAAAUUUUUCUGCGAGCUGUGGCGCUCAGUCCAGAUGAAGGCCACAGUAAGUUCAUGUACCUGGGACAGAUCCACACAGGCCAGGAGGCUGUGGACCACUACCUGAGAGGAAUACAGGUCCUGCUUUCUGCUCUGGAGAAACAAGCACAGUCCACUCAGGCCGGAGCUGCUGCCCCGCUGGCUGACGAUGCUGAGCUCCCCACAGCCAAGGAUGUUUGUGUGGCUUACUGCUCUGUGGCAGAGAUUUACCUGACAGACCUCUGUAUGGAAGAGGGAGCUGCGGACAAGUGCAGAGAGUUCAUUGAGAGAGCAUUGCACUAUCACCAUGACAACCCUGAGGCUCUACAGCUCAUGGCCAGUUACCUGUUCAGUACUGAGAGAAACCAGGAAGGCAGAGAGUAUCUGAUUAAGAGUGUCAGGGUGUGGCUUCCCACCGUAGAGCAGAGUGCGGCCUCUUCCAGCGUGGAGGACGAACACCUGCAGAAUCUGAUCCCUCCCUACGAGUCUCGCAUCACCACGGCCAAACUGCUCAUCGAGACUGAGGAGUAUGAGAUGGCAAUAGAUGUGUUGGAGGGCCUUCUGGAGGAGGACGACGAGGUUGUCCAGGUGUGGUAUCUCUCCGGCUGGGUGUGCUACCUCCAGAUGGAAAGAGCAAGCGAGCAGCAGACGAAAGAGGGGAGGGAAGCGACGGAUAAGGAGAGGGAAGAGCGGGACGCGCUGAGGGAGGCGGCCCGCUCAUACCUGACCAGGGCUAAGAAGCUCUACGGUAAGCUUCGCUGUGAUGACCUGCCGAUGUCGGAGCAUGUGGAGCAGCUGCUAGGGGAGCUGGGGGGAGAGAUGGAGGGAGAGGAAGAAGGAGACCUAGCCUUGGAUGAUGAUUAUGAACCCUGUAGUGAGGAGGAGGAGGAGGAUGAGGAGGCUCCCAUGGAACACUGACCACAUCUUACAGCCUCACACUCUGUUCUUUUUCUUUCUCAAUAAUCAUCCCCAUUGUAGUAUUCCGGUGUGGUCUUCUAAGUGCCUUUUUACUAGAUACCCUUUGAUAUCCAUGUAAUGUUGUAUAAUCAAAGAUUAGAGUUGUUUGCAAGUGAGAUGUGCAAAAAUAAUGCCAUUAAAAUUCUGCACCUCUUUCAGU